AUGGCGGGCACCACCAAAAAUAAUGUCUCCAACCAUCUCUCGGAUGCCGAGAUUGGCAUCGCCCCGGAUGUUAAGAGCGACGCUCAUCCGGUCGAGGUCGAGGUCGUCGCCAAUGCCAACAGACCCAAUGCCCGGAAGGAGGCCCCUGCAUCGGUGGCUCGUCUCUCUCCAGAAGAGCGUGCCGACGCGGAGAGGGCCCUCGUUCGCAAGAUCGACUUCCGCCUGCUGCCCAUGAUCAUAUUGAUGUAUAUCUUGAAUUAUCUGGAUCGGAAUAACAUUGCUGCCGCAAGGUUGGCUGGGCUGGAAAGUGACCUGCACUUGACCAGUGUGCAAUAUCAGACCUCCGUCAGCAUCCUCUUUGUCGGCUAUCUGUUGAUGCAGAUUCCAUCCAACCUAUUCUUGAAUAAGAUGGGCAAGCCAGCCAUCUACCUUCCCACGGCCAUGACUCUCUGGGGUAUCAUCUCUACCGCCACUGCUGGGGUCCAGAGCUACGGCGGACUGGUGGCGGUUCGAUUCUUCCUCGGUUUUGUGGAGGCCGCCUAUUUUCCCGGUUGUCUGUACUUCCUGAGUGCGUGGUACACUCGCAAAGAGCUUGGCCUCCGAACCGCCUUGCUGUACUCGGGUUCUUUGAUAUCCGGUGCAUUUUCCGGCCUCGUGGCGGCAGGCAUUACAGGCAACAUGGAUUAUACCAGAGGUCUUCGUGCAUGGAGAUGGCUCUUCAUCAUCGAGGGCGCCAUUACCAUUGUCGUUGCUAUCGCUGCUGGCUUUGUCCUGCCGAACUUCCCACGGACUACCAGCUGGCUCACCGAAGAGGAAAAGGAGCUUGCAGCGUGGCGGUUGGAGGAGGAUAUCGGCGAGGACGACUGGGUUGACAGUGAGCACCAGAGCUUUAUGCAUGGUGUCAAGCUUGCAAUUAUGGAUAUCAAGACCUGGAUUUUGAUGGUCCUCAUCUUCUGCAUCGUCUCCUCCGGCUCCGUGACCAACUUCUUCCCCACGGUGGUCCAAACCCUCGACUACGGCACGAUCGAGACGCUGCUGCUCACGGCUCCUCCGUACGUCCUGGCCGUCAUCACCGCGUUCUUUAACGCCUGGCACGCCGACCGCACGGGCGAGCGCUACUUCCACAUCACGCUGCCGCUGUACGUCUCCGUGGCGGCCUUCAUCAUCGCCGCCGCGACCACGUCCGUCGGUCCGCGCUACCUGUCCAUGAUGCUCAUGGUCCCCGGCUGCUACACGGGCUACGUCGUCGCUCUGGGCUGGAUCUCCAACACGCUGCCCCGGCCGCCGGCCAAGCGUGCUGCGGCGCUGGCCUUCAUUAACGCCGUCAGCAACGCCAGCAGCAUUUAUGCCAGCUACAUGUAUCCCAAGAGUGCUGGGCCGAGAUAUGUGGUCGCCAUGUCCGUCAACUGCGUGACGUCCUUCGUCGCCAUCCUCUCCGCCACACUCCUCCGCUUCAUCCUCGUCCGGCUGAACAAGAAGCUAGACCGGGGCGAAUCGGUCGAGGGCGCCGUCGUCGGUGUACCGGGGCAGGCGAGCCAGAGGGGAUUCCGGUUCUUGGUACGGUUGGGUAGGGAAUAUUCAUAUGCAUAG
Rasamsonia emersonii CBS 393.64 is the source of this 1590-nucleotide messenger RNA. RefSeq lists its product as uncharacterized. Gene Ontology annotation, cellular component: membrane. Gene Ontology annotation, biological process: transmembrane transport. The record is from RefSeq and is a predicted model, not a curated record. The coding region runs from base 1 to 1590 and encodes 529 amino acids. The transcript is spliced from 9 exons. Gene Ontology annotation, molecular function: transmembrane transporter activity. NCBI's taxonomy places the organism in Eukaryota, Fungi, Ascomycota, Eurotiomycetes, Eurotiales, Trichocomaceae.